AUGGCCCUUGUCGCAGUCCCGUCGCGCAUCUCCCGACCGCCCGUACCCGCACCGCAAAAAAGCCUCGACCGGCCGGGCCAGCAGCAGCAGGGAAGCCAUGAUGAUGGUGUCGGACGCAUUGCCAUUGCUGCGGCCAACUGGCAACAACACAGGGCACCGCGCAAGCCGAACCAGCGUCCCCUACAACUCAACUCGUCCAGCACCCAAAACGUAUCUGGCCUGUUCAUAUCCGAGACACUCGAUGCCCACGGUCAUCCCAUCUUCUCCUACAUUCGAAAUGCGACGCAUGGAACUGGUCCUGAUCUUCCGAGCUGCCUGAUCAAUGUGAACCACCACGUGGACCUCGUCGACUACAUUCCCAAGCCCAAGGCGGUUGGAGAAGACGUUGAAAUCGCCAAUGCGCCUGCGCGCGACAUCACAUGCAUCACGAAACCUUCGUUCGAGGUAUCUUUCAACCUUGUCCUUGGCUGUUUGGCUAACAUAAUCACAGCCAUUGCUCGAUUCGCCGAACCCCUCGCCCUGACCUCCGUCUUUCCAUACCUGCCAGAAAUGAUCAAGAGUUUCGGUAUCGAGCAGAAUGAGGUCGCGAAAUGGGCCGGUAUCACAUCCGCCGUCUUCUCGUUAGCCCAGAGCGUCACCGCGGUGCCGUGGGGCAGGGCGUCCGAUCGCUUUGGAAGGAAACCGACAAUUAUCACCGGCCUCGUUUCUACCAUGAUUCUCUUCGUCGUCUGGGGCAUGUCCACCAGUUUGCCGAUGGCCAUCACCGUGCGAGCUAUUAUGGGAGGCGGCAACGGAAAUGUCGGAAUCAUUCGUACAAUGGUCGCGGAAAUGGUCACCGAGAAGGAACUCCAACCGCGCGCGUUCUCAAUUAUGCCCCUCGUCUGGUCCGUCGGCAGCAUUUUCGGCCCAGCCUUCGGAGGCUUCUUCGCCAAACCUGCCGACCGCUUCCCCUCCGUCUUCGGCGACAGCUGGUACUUCACGGCCUACCCCUUCGCCCUCCCGAACCUCCUUGCCGCCGUCUUCUUCCUCGUCUCGGUAGCGACCGCCACCUUCUUCCUCAAGGAGACCCUCGAGAGCAAACGCCACAAGCCCGACUGGGGUCUGCUCAUGGGUGAGCGUCUGACGCGGCCGUUCAGACGCUCCCGCUCCCGCCGACAUGCCAACACUCGCGCCCGCCGCGCAUCCUUCGUCGAUGGCGAGGCCACGGCCCCACUCGUCCCGACGAGCCUCAAGCCUCCCGCUCAUGCGCUCGAGGACAACAAGCAGCCCCUCGAGGCGCCCAGCAUGAAGGAGGUCUUCACGGCGCAGACAACUAUCAACUUGCUCUGCUACACCUUCCUCGCGCUGCACUCCGUGGCGUUUGACCAGGUUCUGCCGGUCUUCCUCAACUACCCCAAGCAAGAGCACACUUCAGAGAACACGCACCUCCCGUUCCAGUUCUCCGGCGGCUUCGGUCUCGGAUCAGACCGCAUCGGCACCAUCUUCACCAUCUACGGCAUCACCUGCGGCGUCAUUCAGUUCUUCGUCUUCCCCCCUCUGUGCAACUACUUCGGAACUCUGCGCUGCUUCCGCGCAUGCGCCCUGACCUUCCCCGUCGUCUACCUCCUGACCCCGUACACCGUCCUCUUCGAAUCCAACGCCGGCCGGUACGCCGCCCUGAUGGUCGUCAUGUUCGUCAAGGCCUUCGCCGUCAUCAUCGGCUUCCCCUGCAUGACCAUCCUCCUCACCAACUCGGCCUCCUCCCUCCGCAUCCUCGGCACCCUCAACGGCUUCGCCACCAUGUUCUCCGGCUUCGGCCGCGCCUUCGGGCCCGCCGCCGCCGGCGCCGCCUUCUCCUGGGGCGUCGGCAAGGGCUACAUCAUCGCCGCGUACUGGUUCCUCGCCCUCACCGCCGUCAUCGGCGCCGUGCCCAUCUACAUGCUCGUCGACAACGACGCGCUGACGCAGUCGCCCGACGCGAGCGACGACGACGACGAGGACGAGGACGACAGCGAGACGACGACCAGCGAGAGCAGCGGCGAGGCCUCGGGCAGCGGGCGGAGCGGGAGCGAGAGCGAGACGGAGCCUCUGCUUGCCAGGAACGGGGCCGCGGCGGGGUACGACGCCGUGUCGUCGUCGCGUUCGUAA
This is a messenger RNA of Colletotrichum karsti, 2127 nucleotides long. Its product is annotated as major facilitator superfamily transporter. The coding region runs from base 1 to 2127 and encodes 708 amino acids. Gene Ontology annotation, biological process: transmembrane transport. Gene Ontology annotation, molecular function: transmembrane transporter activity. Lineage: Eukaryota; Fungi; Ascomycota; Sordariomycetes; Glomerellales; Glomerellaceae. The transcript has 4 exons. The record is from RefSeq and is a predicted model, not a curated record.